Messenger RNA from Spodoptera litura, 2129 nucleotides. RefSeq names its product ecdysone oxidase-like. NCBI's taxonomy places the organism in Eukaryota, Metazoa, Arthropoda, Insecta, Lepidoptera, Noctuidae. The record is from RefSeq and is a predicted model, not a curated record. Gene Ontology annotation, molecular function: flavin adenine dinucleotide binding; oxidoreductase activity, acting on CH-OH group of donors.
CAUCAUGGAUUGUUACAGUUCAUCAUGUGCGACUCCAUCGGCUGGGGUAGCUCCAGACCUCUUUGCGUCGGCUGUCCAGUUCAUAGCUGCAUUACAGUGUGGUGUUACAGAAGGCUUAAUACCAGAUUAUGAUGGAUUGGCUACAAGAAGUGCAGAAAACUUUGACUUCAUAAUCGUGGGAGCCGGAACUGCUGGCAGUGUAUUAGCAAACCGAUUGAGUGCGGUACCAGAAUGGAAUGUUUUACUAAUCGAGGCUGGUGAUGAUGCUCCAGUAGAAGCUGAUAUUCCAGGCCUGCAUACGUCGUUUUAUGGCUCAAGGUUCGAUUGGAAUUACUCGACAGUUCCUAACGGUAGAACAAAUGGAGCUAACAUAAAUGGUUCUAUAAACUGGCCACGAGGAAAAAUGAUUGGUGGAAGUAGUAACAUGAACGGUAUGAUUUACAUACAAGGAAAUGACCAAGACUAUCAAAAUUGGGUUGACCUUGGUAAUCCUGAAUGUAGUGUCGAAGAAGUUCGUCGGUGUUUUAAGAAAGCAGAAAGUUUACAAGACAUGAGCAUGUUGAACAAUCCUUAUAUUAGCGAACAUUAUGGACAUGACGGACCAUUAGCCAUAAAUUCAUUUAACUUUACUUAUCCACAUAUUACAAAGAAAAUAUUAUCGGUUUGGAACAAAAUAGGUAUUAAAAAUGUGCCAGAUUUAAAUCUCGCAAAUGCAUUAGGGUCUGGUCUCAUAAGAGCCACAGCCGCCUCUGGAGAAAGACAAAGCUUCAAUAAGGCUUAUUUAAACCCAAUUCUUAGUAGGAAAAACCUAAAAAUUUUGAAAAACAGCUUGGUAACUAGAUUGAUAUUUAAGGAUGAUUCAACUGUCUACGGAGUUGAGGUAGAACGGGAUUCAGAAACAUUUAAAUUUUACGCUACGAAGGAAGUAAUUGUAAGUGCAGGCUCUGUAGGCUCUCCCAAGCUAUUGAUGCUGUCUGGUAUUGGACCAGAAGAACAUCUCCUUUCUAAGGAAAUCCCAGUUAUGGUUAAUUCUCCAAUGGUGGGACAAAACCUGCAGGAUCAUGUUAUGAUUCCCAUCCUGAUAUUCGGUGAUGAAACUGGAGAACAGAGUGUAGCUGAUCAGCAAUUUGAUGUCAUUCGCUAUCUUCACAAUCGCUCAGGAUAUUUGUCACAUACCCCUCUAAUAAAUACUCUAGCAUUUUUCUCUGACAACUCAAAAGCCACUUAUCCCAAGUUUCAAAGUCAUGUUACUUUGCUAUGGAAAAAUAGUACUUUUACUGAUCAAAUUUUAAACACAUGGUUCCGGUACAAAACCCAAGUAACGGAACCACUGAUUGAACUUAACAAAAAACAUGCAACUUACAUGUUCACAUUUCAUAUUUUACAUCCUGAGUCAAGAGGGAGUAUUUAUUUACAAUCGAAUAAUCCACGAGACAAUCCAAUAAUAGACCCGAACUAUUUCAGUGACCCUAGUGACUUAGAAUUAGCAGCAACUGGAAUCAAAAAGCUGACAAAAGUGUUGAAGACUUCGGAAUUUAGAGCAAUAAAUGCCUUUUUGGGAAGAAUGGAAUGGCCGCCAUGCGAUGUUUAUGAAUUAGACAGUAGAGAUUACUGGAAGUGUGUUUGUAUAGAGAUGGUGUUUACCGUAUAUCAUCCGGUAGGAACAUGUCAGAUGGGACCAGACCCUGAGACGUCAGUAGUAGACAGUCGGUUGAGAGUUCAUGGAGUUGAGAACCUUCGUGUUAUAGAUGCUAGUAUAAUGCCAACACUUACCAGUGGUAAUACCAAUGCUCCAACUGGAAUGGUUGGAGAAAGAGGGGCAGAAUUGAUACUAGAAGACUACAAUAAAUUAUGAUUUAUUUCUACUUAUCACCUUAAUAUUUUGUAUUAUUUAUUCUUUAUAUUGUUCAUUCGUAGCCUUAUUAAGUUGAUCCAUGUAAAUCGAAGUUCAACUGGACAGUACAACUGGUAUUGUCUAUCACAAUCGAUUGAUAGUAAUAUUCUAGUCGAACUUAUAAAUAACGGAAUAUGUAGACAUUUAUUGCAUUCCUAUUUCUUUCUUACCUAACGCAUUUUGUUGUUCAUUUAUACUAGUCUAUUUUAAAAUCCUCAGAGACAAUAUGACUCUC